Phytophthora infestans T30-4 is the source of this 3840-nucleotide messenger RNA. RefSeq lists its product as uncharacterized. The transcript has a single exon. The record is from RefSeq and is a predicted model, not a curated record. The coding region runs from base 1 to 3840 and encodes 1279 amino acids. Lineage: Eukaryota; Oomycota; Peronosporomycetes; Peronosporales; Peronosporaceae.
AUGUCCACAGAUUACGCGACCUUGUGUCAUUCUCCAACAUUAGCCGGGACGCCCACUAUGACAUCGCGCGGAAGGCCUCCACCAUCGCCUGACGCGAUCGCAGCAGCGAAUGCAGCAGCGGCAACGUCUGCUCUGCCUGCGCCUUCAAAUUCCGCGUCAUUUGAGCCCUCAAGCUUUUUCCAGCGGUCUCUGGAAGCCCAGCACAGCUUCGCCGAGUCCGAUGACUUGUGGAGCGAACGAAGCAACCCGAGUAUCAGCAGCUACAACAGCAGCACGCGCGAACUGCAUCGCCAUGUCAUUGCCAACACCUUUUUUGGACCCAUGUCCAACGCUACGGGUGCGAUCAUCGAGACAGACGACGAGCAGGAGCCCACUAGUCAACGCAGCAUUGGUAGUACCAUGAGCAGUGACAGAGGCAACAGACGGAAACGAAGACGACAAGGCAGCGGAGAAGGGCUGCUCCGACGCGUAUUUAGACACAGAACAGCGUCCGAGUCGGCCUUGACCAGCGCUACAGAAGAAGAAGACGGGGUAGCGCAAACACGGGAACAGAGGAGAAGUUUGAGACAGCAAUUGUCGCUGCCCAUCGACUCCCCGAAUAGAGAGAACGAGACGCCCGUCGAAAAGGCGAGACGAAGAGAGAACCGCGUACUAUUUGAGGAGCUAGUGCACUUGGCCAACACGCACCAACCGGUACAGUUUGACGCCUUUAAACAGAGGUCAUUGAGGAAGAAUGGCCGGUCAAGAAGCGGUAACAAGUCGCUGAGUGCUCAGCUUCGACGCUCAGGGUCAGCGGAGACACACGAUGUGUCAGAAUUCAGCUCAUCGGAUAGUGAGACGAGCGACGAAGAGAUGGAAGACGAGUUGAUCAACACAGAGCUGUUGGAGGCCUAUAUUGCCUAUUCCAAGUCAAUUGGGCACGAACCAAAUAUCCAGCUGACCCCAGCCAUGAUCCCUCUUGGACGUGAUGACAAGCCUAGAGACAGUCACGUUGACAGAGACGACAGUGAGGAUGAAGAGCCGCACAUUGCCCCACGAGCGUCGUAUAUCCAGGAGCGACCUGUAGUCAAAGAGCACGAGCACGCGUGGACCGGAUUUUUGGGUACAAGAUACAGCAAGCGUCGAGGUUGUGUGCAGUUCUGGACGUGGCUGUUAAUUGGAGUUGGCGUUCUGCUAUGGCUGGGCAUUUCACUUUCUUCCUUGCAACUUAACGAGGUGUUGCAUCUGGACGCGUUCACCGUCCAGAACGUGCAAGUGACGCAGGAUUACACGUUCCUGCACUUUUUAGAAGAAGUCGACUUCCACCUCACAUACACGAUAGAAACACCCAGUCCAGACACACGCAGCAACCCGAACUCUUCGUAUUUUAACGCGCUGCUGCUUAACGAGUACGAGUACGAACACUACGUCGACGGUGAGCCGUAUGAGUUCAUCCCAGCAGGGUCGACACUGCGCACGACGUAUGCGUAUCUCGCGCACACGUAUAUCGACAAUACGAUCAAGGAGACCAUGUACUUCGUCGUGCAGCCGUGUCGUCUCGAGCGUAACCCAACAGCAGACUAUUGCCAACUCGGUCAACUGCCUUCGAGUGUGUAUUCCAGUGAGAAGAUCUACAAUCUGGACCAGAAGAAGAAAAUGGCCCAGAAAGAAGCGUGGGAAGCGUUCAACGUCACGUACAUGUCGGUGAACCCCAUGCCAGUGGCUUGCAGCUCGUCUGGAUGGCUCGGUGGCGGCUACUUGUUGCUGUUUUUGCCCUACGUGAUCAUCACUCUGUUUGGCCUACGCGUGUUCCAGAUGAUUGUUCAUUGCGAAAGUUGGCAGAAGAAUAUCGAGAGAAUUUACUCGCGAGAGCUGAAUGUGCCUGAGAACGAAGUGGACUAUUGGCAGCCCAUGCCCUGGGACCGUAAAGUGCCCAAGACGAAGCUCUGCGGACCGUGCUGUUGGACGAAAUUCCGUCGGCCUUUCGAGCCGUUCUACACGUGGUGGCGCCAUGAAAACUACUUCACGUGGAUCUUUUGCCCAUACCGCAACGAACGGCUUUCCCGCGGUGAACGGGCGUUAAUUGUGGUAUGUUCCCUCUACAUCACGUUCUACGUGCUGUUCAUCAUCGUCAUGCUGCGCGAUUCGUGGGGUGCGAACCUCACCAUCUUCACGUCCGUGGUGCUGUAUGCCAUCCUCAUCUCCAUCCUUCCGUCGGCUGGCAAGGCCAUCUUCAAGGAGCUCUUCAAGCUCAUUUUCCGCCAACGACGCAAAUAUUUCCGCGCCAAGGCCACAGGUGGCGGCGAUCUGAGCGGCUUUUCCUUCCGAUUGGCGUUUAUCUUGCAGGUGUUGGUCGUGGUCCUGCUGACGUUAGCUCAGGCGCCGAUCUUCUACAUUUGGGCCUAUCGCAGCUGCCUCUUCCUCAAGAAGUUCAUGUGGUUCGGCGUCUUGGCUGCGAUCAUGCGGAUGUCUCUGCUGGGCCUGGUGCUGGACUUUGCGUGGUAUCUGAUCAUCAAGACGUGGGGCUGGAAGGACCUGUGUCCGUAUUGCACCGAGCGGAUCAAACACUGCGACUGCUUUAACGAUGAGCUGCUGGUGCUUGCAGUGGAGCGUGUGGGGCCCAAAUGGGAACUGAUCCGAGUCUUGGAUGGCCUUAUAGCCAGGCAGCAUCACUAUGACCCCCAGUUUGAGCUCUAUACAGCCGAGCAACUACGUGAACGGUGGGAAGUGCUGGUGGAGCGAGCAGAGAAGCACAUGGACAAGAUGGAGAAGCUCUGUGCGUAUCAGGAGAAGAAGCGUCUCGAAGCGCUGCGUCACGACCGCGUACGUCGCAGUCUGACGAGCUUCUUGUCGUUCCAUGGCACGCAGUCGGAUCCGCCUGGAUCGGGCAAACAGUUGGGGGGCGAAGACGACACGACGCAGCGGAGAUCUUCGGACGUAGGCAGCACGAGUAGCAGCACUGAGGAGAACCGUGUUUGCGACUCGGUUGUGGAUAUCCACGUGUGUAGUCUGCGGGAGAAGAAGGUCUUGGAGCUCAACGACAAGAUCAAGCUGGACACGUUUGAGAAGCACUACGACUCGAACAUCUCGGAGGUUUUCCAUGCACUCACGCACUCUGUGCAGAAGCUGCGACGUCAUGGCAAGAGGAAGCGUCAGGCGAAGUCCAAGUCGACGAGUUCUGGUCUGGAACAGAUUCCGGAAGAGGAUCAGAGCGCGAAGGAGCAUGAAGACUCGAGAUCUCGCACGCAGAUUGAUAGCAAAAGCACCAAUGGCGAGACGAUGUGGGUGUUGGACACGCCGGCGCAGCGUCUCGAGCGACGGCAAGAAGAGAAAUUGCAGCGGAAACGAGCGUUCCGAGUGCUGAAUAAUUACAAGAUCGAGAGUGUGGAUCAUCUGGAUUCAGAGCCUGGAAGAGCUCCAGCUGCUUCGAUGUUGUCUCCAAUUCUGUCGCGUCAAGGCUCCAUGUCUGGUGCAGCGCCAUUGUCCACGAGUCGAGUCAGUCAAGACACGAAGAAGAGACCGUUGCUGUCGACUCGCCAUCGACCGAGCACACCUCGUAGUGAAGACCUGGUGGUUCUGGUGCCGGAUGGACAUCAAAGUAAGGAGAAGGACAAAGUGAACCUCGAUGAGCUGGCCAGUGGCUGUGUGGAGGACUACAACGACGAUGAAGACGACGAGUACCCGAGCGACUUGGAGCGUGGCGAGCGUCAACCUCUUUCCGGUGCGGACCAACCGCCAUCAAGCUCAACUCGUGUGUAUUCCGUCACGGAGCGGCCUCAGACUUUGCUCAGGCGUGUGUCUGCUUCAGCCUCCGCCUUUGCCGCCUGGGCACUCAACUACGACCCAAACGUAAAGUAUUAG